This is a messenger RNA of Lathyrus sativus (Indian pea), 282 nucleotides long. The record is from the annotation of a GenBank genome assembly. NCBI's taxonomy places the organism in Eukaryota, Viridiplantae, Streptophyta, Magnoliopsida, Fabales, Fabaceae.
AUGGCAAGUCCACCUCAAAAUUCCGACGAAACGUUUCCACCGGCCGAUCUUGCUGGAGAAUUGAAUCCUGGAAACAAUAUGGAGGUUCAAGUCGAUCCUAUAUCUUCUGAGGUUGCUACCACCAAGGAAAUGGAGGAGGAAGUUGCAGCCACAGAGGAAAAAAAGGAAAGAGAAAAGAAGGAAUGUUUGGAUAAAUUAAAAUCUGCGAUUAUAAUUUCAGGCAUAAUUGUGGCUGUGGUGGGAGCAGCAUUUGCAAUAACCAAGAAAUUAAAAGAGAAGUGA